GCGAGGCGAGUGUACGGAGGUGCACGGGCGCUUCGCGCAAACGGUUCAGUACAGACUGUUUUCGUUCUGUCGUUUCAUUCAAUCGUGUUCCUCUUUAAACCACCUGACGACAUUAGCUACCCGCUAAAGUGUGUGUAAGAACGAAAGGAAAGGCGCCGGUUCGCGAGUGAGAAACCCAGUGGAAUAUCGUAAGGGUGUCUCUCCACCAGCCCACGACUAAAGGGCAAGAGAAAUGGGCCGGUCCGUACUUACGUGAUAGGAGGUGCACGAGCGCGCGCGCGCUCGCGCUCGCACUCGCUCGCGUGUGUAUGUGCGUGCGUGUGUCAUCGCUGUGCGAGUGUGAGAAAGGAGGGUGAGCUUCCCUAUAUUCCGAAAGUGACCGGGUUCGUUCGUUAAGCUUAACGUCGCAGCCCAAGAUGACAGCCAAGUAUGUUUUCAUGACGCUGAUCAACGCGGCUUUGCUGUUGACGAUCCUCUCGGAGUCCACCGGGGCCUCCUGCAAGUGGUUGUCCGAGGGUGGAAACGAGACGCGUUCCGCGGACUGCUCUCUCAGGGUAUUGGAUCCCGGCACAAUCACCAACCUGGUCUCGUCGUUGGACGGCGCUCUGAAAUUGCGGAUCCGUUGCAGUGACGUCCAUCACUUUGAGAGCAGCUUUAACGCGCAGAGCUGGCAGCGCUUGACCAGCCUGCACGACCUCCACGUGCACGGGUGCAAGGUACUACGAAUACCCGAAGGAGCCUUCCAACCACUGCUGGAGCUAAAGAGACUAACCGUGCAAACCUUCAACGCGGUCUGGGGUGCGGGUCGUUAUCUGGAGCUCGCCCCGGAUUCACUGCUUGGCCUGCGGGAGCUGCACACAUUGGAGUUGUUGGAAAGCAACGUGCAGGCGCUUCCAGUAGGACUACUUUGCGGACUGGAUAAUCUUCAAACGUUAAACCUCACCGGCAACCGCCUGCGGGAUGUGAACGAGAUAGGGUUGAACCGAAGGGACAUCCUGCCCGAGGAGCCUUGUCGAGCAGACAUUCGCAUUCUGGACUUGUCACGGAACGACAUCAAACGCCUACCUCAGAACAGUCCGCUGCUCGGUCUGCGUCAGUUGCAAGAGUUACACCUGCAGCGGAAUACGAUCGUGGAGAUUGCCGGUGACGCGCUCAGCGGACUGACUGUACUGCGUACCUUUAAUGCCAGUUAUAACUCCCUGGAUUCGUUGCCCGAGGGCCUGUUCGUCAGUACGAGGGAUCUCCGAGAGAUACACCUGGCGUACAACGGACUGCGCGACCUGCCGAAGGGUAUAUUCACCCGGUUGGAGCAGCUGCUGGUGCUCAAUCUGGCGGGCAAUCGGUUGGGCAGCGACCGAGUGGACGAGACAACGUUCCUGGGAUUAAUUAGACUGAUCGUCCUGGAUUUAUCGUACAAUCUACUAACGCACAUCGAUGCUCGUAUGUUCAAGGACCUCUUCUUCCUUCAGAUCCUUGAUCUGAGAAACAAUUCUAUAGAUCGUAUAGAGAGCAACGCCUUUCUGCCCCUGUACAACCUACAUACCCUUGAGCUGUCCGACAACAAGCUGCACACCGUGGGAGCACAACUGUUCAACGGCCUGUUCGUGCUGAAUCGGCUCACGUUGUCCGGCAACUCUAUCGCGAGCAUCGACCCGCUGGCGUUUCGCAACUGUUCCGAUUUGAAGGAACUGGAUUUGAGCGGUAACGAGCUUACGGCCGUGCCUGACGCGCUGCGCGACCUGGCUCUCUUGAAAACCCUCGACCUAGGCGAGAACCGGAUCAGCAGUUUCUACAAUGGUUCGUUCCGCAAUCUGGAUCAACUAACCGGAUUGCGGUUGAUCGGUAACGAUAUCGGGAAUCUAUCGCGCGGGAUGCUCUGGGAUCUGCCCAAUCUGCAGAUCCUGAAUCUGGCCAGGAACAAAGUGCAGCACGUCGAAAGAUACGCGUUCGAACGUAACCAGCGACUGGAGGCGAUCCGGCUGGACGGGAACUUCCUAUCGGACAUUAAUGGUGUCUUCACCAGCAUCGCCAGUCUGUUGUUACUGAAUUUAUCAGAAAAUCACAUCGAGUGGUUCGAUUAUGCCUUCAUCCCUGUGAACCUAAAAUGGCUGGACAUACACGGAAACUUCAUCGAAAGUCUGGGGAAUUACUACGAGAUCCGUGACUCCAAGGUGAAGACACUGGACGCAAGUCACAACCGCAUCACGGAAUUGUCGCCUCUGUCUGUGCCCGACAGUGUAGAGUUACUGUUCAUUAACAAUAACUACAUCAGCGUGGUACGCCCCAAUACCUUCACGGAUAAGGUGAACCUGACCAGAGUCGACAUGUACGCGAACAUGAUCGAGACAAUGGAGCUAACGUCGUUGCUAUUGACCAAGGUCCCCGAGGACAAGCCUCUGCCCGAGUUCUACAUCGGAGGCAAUCCCUUCAAUUGCAACUGCUCUAUGGACUGGCUGCCGUCGAUCAACAAUCAGACGUCGACGGGGGAGUACCCUCGCAUUAUGGACCUAGACAACGUGAUGUGUCGCACAUCCGGUCCACGUGGCGUAGCCAUCGUACCCGCUUCCACGGCGCGGGCCGAGCAGUUCCUCUGUCGCUACGAGGCCCACUGUUUCGCCCUUUGCCAUUGCUGUGACUUCGAUGCGUGUGACUGCGAGAUGACCUGCCCGGCCGGCUGCAAGUGCUAUAACGACCGCACAUGGAAAACGAACGCCGUGGACUGCUCCGGCCUCAGCGUCGAGGAGAUCCCCAGGCGCAUACCGAUGGACGCGACCGAGGUGUACCUAGACGGUAACGUGUUACGCGAGUUGCAAAAUCACGUGUUCAUUGGGCGCAAGAAUAUGCGGGUGCUUUACGUGAACGCAAGCGGCAUCGAGUCCAUUCAGAACCGUACCUUCAACGGUCUGAACAACCUGCAAAUUCUUCACCUCGAGGACAAUCGAAUUCGCGAACUGAAGGGAUUCGAGUUCGAACGCUUAUCCCAUCUGCGCGAACUGUACUUGCAGAACAACCUGAUUGGUUUUAUCAGUAACCUGACCUUCCUGCCGUUACACUCCCUCGAGAUACUAAGACUCAGUGGUAAUCGACUGGUGACCUUCCCUGUGUGGCAAGUCACUCUGAACGCUAAGCUCGUGGAGCUGUCCCUGGGCAGUAAUCCGUGGUCCUGUCGCUGCAAGUUCCUCCAAGAACUGUCCUCGUGGGUGUCGGACAAUGCGCACAAAGUGGUGGACGCUAGCGACGUAUGGUGUUACUAUGGGGGUGACGCGAGACCCGCUUACCGUCGGCGGUUGAACGUCAAUGAGACGGUCUGUUCCGAUUACUUUUCUCAGGGAGGCGUGAUAGAGAGCAUCAUGAUUUCCGAUUACCUGCCUCUGGUAGCGGCUACCUUGUCCGCGGUGUUAGUCCUUCUGGUGAUCAUAGUCCUCGCAUUUAUAUUCCGCGAGCCAGUGGGCGCCUGGGCCUACUCGAAAUACGGUUUGCGGUUUCUGCGCGCGAAACCAGGGAAAUCCACCGUUGGCACGGCGACAAUGCCUUCUGCGGCACCGAUGUCCGCUUGCUGCGACGGCGACCGUGAACGCCCGUACGAUUGCUAUGUCUGCUACAGCCCCAACGACGAGGACUUCGUGCUGCACUCGCUGGCCGUCGAGCUCGAGCACGGUACCGCGGGUCUCCGACUGUGCCUGCACCAUCGCGAUCUCCCUUGCGUGCUUCGGGCUUCUGCUCCGGCCCCGGUCAUUCUGGAGGCAGUGGACGCGUCGCGCCGCGUGCUGCUCGUCCUGACUCGCAACUUCCUGCAGACCGAGUGGUCCCGCUUUGAGUUCCGGGCGGCGCUACACGAGGCGUUCCGCGGUCGGGCCGCCCAAUUUAUUAUCGUGCAGGCGGGCCACGCGUGUCCGGAAGUGGAGCGCGAUCGCGAGCUGCGACCUUACCUACGCACCGCGGCGGCGAUACUCACGUGGGGGGAGAAGAGGUUUUGGGAACGCCUCCGGUACGCGAUCCCUUCAACCAACACGGGAGACAUCUCCGUCGAGAGUAAAUCCUCGCCGCUGGUUUACAAGCGUAACAUCAAUACGUACACUCUGGACGGGGUAGGUAGCGAGAAGAGUAGCAUGUCCACCCUACGCGCGCAAGAAAGGCAGCGUACUUUCUUCAAGGAUUCCUCUCCGACGACCGCACUGAUGCUGCAGCACGCACCUCCUCCCGCCUACUCCUGCGGUACCGUGUCCGUACCGCAGCAACCUCCUUCGUCGCCGCAGCCCAGGCUGACCGUCAAUCACGCUUAUCGAGACGCGGUACCAGGUAACAACCUCAUCGCCACGACGGUCAGCAGCGGUAGCAGCGAGGAUCACAGGAGACCCCUAUCCGAGCAUAUAUACUCCUCCAUCGACUCGGACUAUUCCACCUUGGAGAGGACCGCCUGGAGGCAGCAGCAACCCCCGCCCCCUCCGCCCCCGCCAUCCUCCGGACAGGCCUACCUCGUCUAGCUUCGCGACGAUUGUGAUACGUUCUCAGAAGGAAGAAGCUUGGUCUUGCUUUUUGUGUUCACACAGGGGGACGUGUUCAUUCUGACGAACGAAAGAUAUUAUUUUCUGAGUGUCACAGGUUCUCGGGAUGAUUAGCCGAUGCUACUUGCUCGCUUCUCGCGAGACGCGCUCGCUCUUUGUAAUUGUUCACUUUUCCACUCCUGGCAUUGCUGCUCCGUCCCCUUCUUUUGUUGUCGUUCAUCCUCCUCCGGUACGGUGCGCGCGCGCGCGGGCGCGAAACUUCUGAAUGGCGUCUCGCAAGAAGCCAAGGAGUCAGCGAGCGAUAAACACGUCUCCUUUGCGGGAAAUCGUUCAUGAGCGUGUACAUAUUCUAUUAUAAUGAGCGCGAUAUGUAAAUACAGCUACAAUAUGUACAUAAACAUUAUACACGAUUACGUCCUAAGAGAGAGAGAAUGUAUGAAGCGAGCGAGUGUUUUAGCUUCGAUUUUCAAUUCUCUAGGUAGACGACCUUUUUGUAAUUUUAUAUGUCCAACGAUACUGUACGAUAUGUAAAUAUGUAAGAUAUUAUUCGUCGCGUACAGAAUUAAGAGUGAGAAAAGAUGAAGGCAUGUGCUUGGUGAUCACGACACCAGUGUCGUAAGAACUUCAACUGUAUACUUGAUUUUAUUUAAAUCAUGUGAAUAAAUU
Messenger RNA from Osmia bicornis bicornis, 5171 nucleotides. RefSeq names its product toll-like receptor 7 (gene Toll-7). The record is from RefSeq and is a predicted model, not a curated record. Lineage: Eukaryota; Metazoa; Arthropoda; Insecta; Hymenoptera; Megachilidae. Gene Ontology annotation, biological process: signal transduction. The transcript has a single exon. Gene Ontology annotation, molecular function: protein binding. Bases 417 to 4484 code for a protein of 1355 amino acids.